AAACAGGCCCUCAUUGAUGAAUUGUAAUCCCACAAUAUUGUCACUUCCAACCAUCCAAACGCCCCUCAAACCCUAACACGCACAAUUUGCCAACACCCAACCCUAAUCCUCCAAAUUCACCAGAUUGUUCUAUCUGGAGAUCGAUUCUACCAAAGAUUUGAACUAUUAUCAAUCAUGUCUGCUGAGGGAGCCUCUGAUUCUUCGGCUCCUCGUUAUGCCCCGCCUGAUCCAACUUUGCCUGAACCCUGGAAGGGUUUAAUUGAUGGGAGCUCAGGUGUGAUGUACUAUUGGAACCCUGAAACUAAUAUCACUCAGUAUGAGAAACCUGCUGCUGUGCCGCCACCGGUGCCAUCAGGCCCACCUUCUGUGCCAUCUGCAUCUAAACCCGUGUCUGCACCGGGUACUAGGGUCGAACAGCCAAAUGGGAUUCCUGGUCAACAAACACACCAGAUGUUUACGACACCAGAACAACAAAUGCCACCUCAGCAAGGUAAUAGCAUACCUCAAUCAUACCAGGGUGUUGGUAUGGAACAACCGCAGAGCUACCAGUAUACACAUCAGCAACCGAUGCCCUACAUGGGGUAUCAACAGAGGCCACCUAAUAUGAUGCAGCCACCUCAGCAUCUACAGCAAUAUCCCCCUCAACAAGAUCACAGGGCUGCAUUCACGCAGAGAGAGGAUGCUCCGCCCGUUCAAAGUCAACCUUCAGAUGUUAAUCCCAUUCAACCACCACCGACGCAAUAUGGUGGCCCGCAGUUUAACAUGCAACAACCAUCUUCAUUUGGUCAAUUGCAGCCGAGUGGUGUUGAUUAUCAGCAACAUGGACCACAGUUCCAGAACCAAAUGGGUCAGCAGCCAAACAUUCCGUCAGUAGGAUCAAAAAUGGGCUUCGAGGAUAAUCCACCUGGAAGAGGCGGGAAUGAUCACUAUUUUAAUGCUAAAAAUGGUGGGCCUGGUACGGCCCCUCAUCAACCUAAGCUUGCAGCAAUUCCAGUGGCAAGAACUCAGAUGAAUGUUACACCUACCAUCCCUGGUGGGCCCGUCUCACAUAACAUGUACGGGCAAGCUACUGGUGGCCCUCCGUUUAUGAAUAAUGCUAUGAUGAGGCCAAAUCCAGCAGUUAUGGUUUCUCCAGAUGCUAUGAACUUGUCAUCUGUUGACAUGUAUCGUCAAAAACAUGACGUAACAGCAACGGGUGAUAAUGUUCCUGCUCCAUUCAUGUCAUUUGAAUCCACUGGAUUCCCUCCAGAAUUGUUGAGGGAGAUUUAUGCUGCUGGUUUUGCUUUCCCUACUCCAAUUCAGGCACAAACGUGGCCUAUUGCUCUACAAAACAGGGACAUAGUGGCAAUUGCAAAGACAGGUUCUGGUAAAACAUUAGGUUAUCUGAUCCCUGCUUUCAUGCUGCUUAGACAUUGUAACAACAAUCCCCAAAAUGGGCCCACGGUUGUUGUUUUAGCUCCCACUAGAGAACUUGCUACUCAAAUACAAGACGAGGCCAUCAAGUUCGGUCGAUCUGUCAGAAUAUCUUGCACAUGUUUGUAUGGCGGGGCUCCUAAGGGCCCACAACUGAAGGAGUUAGAACGAGGAGCAGAUAUUGUUGUAGCAACUCCAGGUCGACUAAAUGAUAUACUUGAAAUGAGGAAGGUUGACUUUCGUCAAGUUUCUCUUCUUGUGCUUGAUGAGGCUGAUAGGAUGCUUGAUAUGGGUUUCGAACCUCAAAUAAGGAAGAUUGUCAAUGAAAUACCUCCUCGCAGGCAGACCUUAAUGUAUACUGCCACUUGGCCGAAAGAAGUGAGGAAAAUAGCUGGUGAUCUUUUGGUCAAUCCUGUUCAGGUCAACAUUGGCAAUGCAGAUGAGCUUGCUGCAAACAAGUCUAUUACACAGUAUGUGGAAGUGGUCCCUCAAAUGGAGAAGCAGAGGCGUGUGGAGCAGAUUCUGAGAUCUGAAGAAAGGGGUUCCAAAAUUAUUAUUUUCUGUUCAACUAAAAAGCUAUGUGAUCAGCUUACACGUAGUAUUAGUCGUACUUUCGGUGCUGCUGCCAUUCAUGGAGACAAAUCUCAGGGUGAGAGAGACUUCGUUCUCAAUCAGUUCCGUUCUGGAAAGUCCCCCAUUUUAGUUGCUACUGAUGUUGCUGCACGUGGCCUUGACGUCAAGGACGUAAGGGUGGUGAUUAAUUAUGAUUUCCCGAACGGUGUGGAGGACUAUGUCCACCGAAUAGGGCGAACAGGAAGGGCAGGGGCAAAAGGGGUGGCUUACACUUUCUUUUCUGAACAGGAUUGGAAGCACGCUCCUGAUCUUAUCAAAGUUCUUGAGGGGGCCAAUCAGCCUGUGCCACAUGUGGUGCGAGAGAUUGCGACACGUGGCGGGCCUGGUUUCGGUAAGGACCGGGGUGGAAUGAGUCGCUUUGAUUCUGGAGGGGGUGGACAAUUUGAUUCUGGUGGUGGUCGUGGAGCCAUGAGGGAUGGUGGUUUUAGGGGCCGUGGUUUUGACUCAAGGGAUGGGGGUUUUGGUGGCCGUGGUGGUCCUGGUAGAGGUGACAUGCGGGAUGGCAGAUUUGGUGGCGGUGGUGACUUGAGGGACGGUGGUUUUGGUGGCCGUGGUGGUGGCUUUGGAGGCAGAGGUGGCCAGAGGGAUGGCGGGUUUGGAGGUCAUGGUGGAAUGAGAGACGGCGGUCGUGGCGGGGGAUUUGGUGGUCGUGGUGGAGGGAGAGAAGGCAACUUUGGUGGUCGUGGUGGAGGGAGGGACGGCAACUUUGGAGGCCGUGGUGGAGGGAGGGACGGCAACUUUGGUGGCCGUGGCGGACCUAGAGGUGUUGGAUUUGGUGGACCGGAUGGCGGUUGGGAUAGGAAUGAUAGAUUCAAGGAUUCCCGUGGUGGGCGCGGCAGAGGGCGAUUUGAUAACAGAAGAGAUGGCGACCGUAGCAGGGGAAGAAGCUAUAGCCGAAGCCGCAGCCGGAGCCGGUCACGUAGCCGUAGCUGGUCACGCAGCCGGAGCCGUAGUCGCAGCCGCAGCCGGACACCUGUAAGGCGUGAAAGACGGCGUGAAUCAAAAUUCGAUCAGAAAGAAGCAGAAGUGCCGGUUGUUGGUCUAAAUUCUGAAGCGAUGGGGAUGCAACCAGACGUUCGACCUGAGAGUAGCGUUGGUGUAAAUCAAAUUGCUGAACCCUGAUCCGUGGAUUAAUUUUCUGCAUCUGUUAUGUUUGAAUCUUUAUGGGUUGAGUUGUCAUUUUUGGUUCUGAUUUAAAACGUUAUGCAGUAUUAUUUAGGUUUAGAAUUGUAGUGAUACCAGACCCUAAUAUGUUUAAAUAGGGAUUUAUUUUUUCAUUACAAGAAUUGAAACGUUUUCGGUG
Molecule: messenger RNA, 3349 nt
Organism: Helianthus annuus (common sunflower)
Lineage: Eukaryota; Viridiplantae; Streptophyta; Magnoliopsida; Asterales; Asteraceae
Product: DEAD-box ATP-dependent RNA helicase 14
Exons: 8
Coding region: 175-3168 (997 amino acids)
Cellular component (GO): nucleus; ribonucleoprotein complex; cytoplasm
Molecular function (GO): ATP binding; RNA helicase activity; protein binding
Source: RefSeq, a predicted model, not a curated record